AUGGAUGAGAGGCGAGAUCUUCGCAAGUUUCCCCGUGGGGAGAGAUGUCCAGAAUGUGGUGCUCGAAGAUGGUAUUUGGAGAAUGGUCUUCGCUUCUGCUCCAACGGACAUCAGGUUGAGGGAUUCAUUCAAUUUGACAUUGGUGAUGAUGUCGAUGCUGGUCAGCUUGGUAAAAAGACAAAGAAAGACAAAGAGGUCAAGGAAAAAGAGCUGCGCCAUCUCACAGGGCAAGCAGGCAAGAAUCUGUUUCUCGAAUGUCUACAACUAGUGCUGAGGCAGCAGCUCCUUUGGCUCGUUCAGAUCAAAGGCCAUCGAGAAGAGCUUGAGACUGUCGUGCGCGAUCUGUGGGAUCUUCGUAUUCGAGGCUCUGGGACUCUCCUGGCUGAGGAGGAAACACAACAAACGGGCGAUGGCCUUGCGACAUUCAGCUCGCAGCCUACAGGCACAGAAAAAGAUGAUACGCCAAAGACUCAGAGCACAAGAGCUCGUAGCUGGAAUCCAGAGGACAACCCAGAUUGGCCUGUGCCGAGAAUGAUUGAAACCCUGGCCUUGUGCUAUCUUGGAUGCUUGUUGCUCAGGAUACCUACCACGAUUGGGGAGCUUUGCGCCUGGGCCAAUUCUAGACGAAUUCCUUAUAAACGAUCAUACUACGAUCUUCCCGAAGAAAUGCAAGAUCGACUGCCAUCUGCUUAUACUAGGGCCCUCAAAUUACCCCUGCGCUCAUCUCUCAGAGGCAUCGACAUGCACAAUGCUGUGCUAGAUCUCGCUCUCUCAUAUCAUCACAACUAUGGAAUGAUAUUCCCCGCUAUCAGUGAUACACCAACCAUUGUGCACUUUGUCAGGCAACUCACUUUACCAGACUAUCCCGAGAUCUUGCUCAUGUCAGCUAUUGUGGUUGCAGCAAAGCUGUGCUUUCCUUUAGGACAACACGCCCCUUUUCUUCGUGCCGCUAGCACAGAGCAGAGUGUCAAAUUCGACUGGAUAACAUGGCUCAAAGGCGCCCAAGAAUUAAUAGAAGCAUCUCAAACACCUGGGAAGGAGCCCAGCUUCGAUCAAGCUACCGCUGACCAAGUUACUUCAAUGACGACAGAAGAGCUUGACCAGUACUUUGCUCAUAUUGCGAGCACAAUCGACAGGAAGAAUGAUUCGGAAAUCACCAGGUUCUUCCCAUCAGAGAAAGCUCCUCCUCCAGAGGCUCCUACAAGAGAAAGCACUGAACAAGAUAAUGACCACAAGAUGCGGAAGAUCCUUGGUCAAGCAAUUACAGUAAAGUGGGAAGAGAGAUCAGAACAAAACGGAGAAACACUGGCAGAACCAAGUUAUGAAGCGUUCCGUUCGGUCGAGGACCUUACAGAGACAGCGCAAGCAUUGUACAAAGCUGCUGUUUACAUGUUGGAGCAGAAGAUGAUCUCAUGGCAAUUGAAGAGACGCCGAGAAGAAGGGCAAGAAGAGGAAGUUGUAUGA
This is a messenger RNA of Fusarium musae, 1464 nucleotides long. RefSeq lists its product as uncharacterized. The coding region runs from base 1 to 1464 and encodes 487 amino acids. Gene Ontology annotation, molecular function: RNA polymerase I core promoter sequence-specific DNA binding. Gene Ontology annotation, cellular component: RNA polymerase transcription factor SL1 complex; RNA polymerase I core factor complex. Gene Ontology annotation, biological process: nucleolar large rRNA transcription by RNA polymerase I; RNA polymerase I preinitiation complex assembly. The record is from RefSeq and is a predicted model, not a curated record. The transcript is spliced from 6 exons. Lineage: Eukaryota; Fungi; Ascomycota; Sordariomycetes; Hypocreales; Nectriaceae.